AUGAGCGGUCUACGCACUAUCCUGAUCUCUACUGGGCUUGUCGGUGUGGUAGGUAUUGGAUAUGGAAUGUGGUCAGUGAUUCAACUAGGAGAAGAAAGGAAGAGGUAAAUGCUUAAGUUAAGCUGCGAUCAAAUACUUAACUUCCACACAAUACUGACUUUUUAAACCGAUCAAAGGACUACGUGUCCUUUUUAAUCAUAUGUUUAUGAUUUGGGCAUUAUAUUUGUUUGUGCAAAAACCUAUUAGACAUGGGUAUGGUUGUCUCUUUGCCUCUUUGUCCAGGAGUAGGUAGGGUAUCUUACUACUGUUGCUUAAUUCACAAGGCGGGCAUAGAAUGGUAUAGUAUGUCACUCACCAGAGACAUUAUAGAAAGUGCAGAUAGAAAUGUAUCAUGUGGAUUGGAACAUGGAAUCAUGUCCAGUCUAAAUUACAUUGCUAUCUGCAACAAUCUGAAUGUGCCUCCUGCUGAAAAGGCCUCCUUGGUCUGAUUUACACUAUGAGACUAGCCCAAUAAUGUACUGAAAGGAGCCUAACGUUACUCCUUAUAGUCCAAGGACCUUACAUGUUCUGUUUAGAGGCGAAUUUGCUCUCGCUGCCAAAACAGCCAUAUACUCCAUCUAAACGUCAAUCGAUUCUCAAUUGUGGUACGUUUCUAAAAACUUAAAGCCCUCUACUUAAAUAUCACACCAAAAUUAUUUCACAAAGGCAAAAUAUACACUUACUGUACACUGUUUUAACACAGUUGUAGCCGACAGUAUUUUUCAGUGACAACACAUCUGUCUUCUGUUUACACACAGGUAUUUAGAGAUGCAGAUAGCUAAUUAGCAUAGGUAGUCAACGGUCUUCCGUCUGUUCUCUGUAAACAAGCGCUGUAAAAUGCAAAUAUGGCCGUGUGGGAACCCUAACCCUAUAAAAGCUGUGCAGUAAUGUAAUCUUUUUUUAUUAAUUUUUUCACUGAUAUGAAAGAUGCCUUCCUUAUGUUUCCAAAACCACACCGCAAGCGCUGCGUGUUAACGUUUAGAGCAAGCGUCGGGGCUCUUAACAAAACUCCCUCCGGACAGAAGAUACUAUCGUCAAUAGGCGCUAAAGGUAGUUAGCGUCUAUGAUGGGGUAACUACGAGACAUGAUGUGAUGUGUAAAUCUGUCAGCCAACUGAUCAAAAAGGGAAAUAAUAAAAUCCAGCAGCAGCAUAGUUGACAGUCUUCAAGAACCUUAUACCCUGCUUUGUUUUGGUGUCCGCUUCCAUUAAAUAAUAUUUGUUGCAUUAUCUGUGACAACUAACCCAUGCAGCUUUACAUUCACCUGCAAUUUUUCAUUUAUUUUUUGACCAUCAGAAUUUACUCGAAGCUGAGAAUGGAAGAGUCAAGGAAGAGGAACGGCCUCAUGAUGCAGGUGCUGAAGGAAGCUGCAGAGACCAACGACAACAUUGCCAGAGGAUUGGGCCCUAGAUCCAAGAAA
Molecule: messenger RNA, 1458 nt
Organism: Coregonus sp. 'balchen'
Lineage: Eukaryota; Metazoa; Chordata; Actinopteri; Salmoniformes; Salmonidae
Source: the annotation of a GenBank genome assembly